AUGAGGUACGGCGAGGUGGCGCACUUCAGCCACCCGCAGCACCGUCUGCGGCUGGAGCACGCGGAGACGCCGUUCCGGUGCGACGGGUGCCGCGAGGUGGGCAUCGGGGCGCGGUUCCGCUGCCCGUACCCAGGCUGCGACCACGACCUGCACCGGCAGUGCGCGCUCCCCGCGUCGCCGCCGCCGCCGCCGCUGCGGCACCCGUUCUACCCGAGCUGCGCGUUCGUGUUCCUGGCGCGCGCGCCGGGGGGACCCGGGGCGCGCUACUGCAACGCGUGCGGCCGCGACGUGGCCGGCUACGUCUACCACUGCCGCGCCUGCGGGUUCGACCUGCACCCGUGCUGCGCCGCGCUCCCGCACGCGCUGGACGCCGGCGGCGGGGUCAGGCUGUACCUGCACCCGGACUCCAGGGCCGCCGGCGUGCCGCCCUGCCACCGGUGCGGCCACCGCGGGCGCAGCUGGAGCUACCGGAGCCAGUGCAGGUGCUACAGCCUCCACGUGGCGUGCGUCAUGGACAUGCUCGUCGAGAGCUGGCACGGCGUCGGGCGACACAAGGGCGCCGCCAGCGGAAUAGGAGGUCGAGGAGGAGGGGUGAGCAGCGCCGGCGUGAACGUGUACGACGGCGGGAUGGUGGUGCCCGGGAGCGGCGGGUACAGGGUGCCGGCGAUCAGGGGCGCGGCGAAGAGCAGCCACGCCAGCAGGGGGGGAGGAGGGUACUCGUACUGGGGCAGGAAGAAGGGCAAGGUGAAGCGCUGCUGCGAGAUCGCCGGGUUCGCCGCGCAGGUGGUCAUCUCCGCGGUGCUCGGCGACCCCACCGCGCUCAUCGCCGGCGUCAUAGGAUCGCUCAUCGCGCGGUGA
Molecule: messenger RNA, 858 nt
Organism: Miscanthus lutarioriparius
Lineage: Eukaryota; Viridiplantae; Streptophyta; Magnoliopsida; Poales; Poaceae
Source: the annotation of a GenBank genome assembly